AUGGCUGUGAAACAACUCAGUUCCAGCCAAAUCAAUCCAGACAUCCUGUCAGAAGAAACCAUUCACCAGUCACAACUGAAAAGAGCUAUUCACCACAGACUCAUUUUGAAACAAAAAAGAAAUGAAAACCAGAGAACAAGACAUCACCCCCAGCCUGACAUUCUGGGAGGAGCUCAGGGCCCAAACUCCAAAAAUAGUGACACCAGUGGCAUCUUCCACAAGAACACUUUAACGCCUGAGGCCGAGGAGGAGCUUUUUGAGGAGCAAGAGAAGAGCAGCAGCCAAGACCAUGGCCCUGAAAUAACACCUGACAUGGAGCAGGAAAUCAUGAAUGCACUCGGUCCAGGGCCACAAGAGGACAUCUUAAGCAGUGCAUUUAAACUGAACAUCACCAGAGGAGACAUGCAGACUCUAUGGGAAAGCCAGUGGCUUAAUGAUGACAUCAUAAAUUUUUACAUGAACCUACUCACACACAGGAGCAAAUCACCAGGUUAUGCCUCACUUCACACCUUUAAUACAUUCUUCUAUACGAAACUCAAGUGUGGGGGAUACAGGUCUGUGAAAAGGUGGACCCGGGCUGUGAAUAUCUUUGAAAAGGACAUUGUCCUCGUGCCGGUACACCUACAUGUCCACUGGAGUCUUGUGGUCAUAGACCUACGAAAGAAGACCAUUGUCUACUGGGAUUCCAUGGGACUCAAAAGACCUGGUGUCCUGGGAUUGAUUUUCCAGUACCUGCAAGAGACCAAAGUGAAGAGGAGUAUAGAUCUGGACCCCUUGGAUUGGAAGCAAUGCCGAAAAGCAUGUCGGCAGGGAGAUUCCUUGCAGCUGAAUAGGAACGAUUGUGGAGUGUUUACCUGUAAAUAUGCAGACUAUAUUUCUAGAGGCCAACCCAUAACCUUCUCUCAGCAGCAUGUGCCUCUGUUUAGGAAGAAGAUGGUGUGGGAAAUCCUGCAUAAGCGCUUACUGUAA
This is a messenger RNA of Cricetulus griseus (Chinese hamster), 969 nucleotides long. The record is from RefSeq and is a predicted model, not a curated record. Lineage: Eukaryota; Metazoa; Chordata; Mammalia; Rodentia; Cricetidae.